Vicia villosa (hairy vetch) is the source of this 1728-nucleotide messenger RNA. RefSeq lists its product as uncharacterized. NCBI's taxonomy places the organism in Eukaryota, Viridiplantae, Streptophyta, Magnoliopsida, Fabales, Fabaceae. The record is from RefSeq and is a predicted model, not a curated record. Bases 1 to 1728 code for a protein of 575 amino acids. The transcript has 3 exons.
AUGAUCUUUGUUGCUCAGAUGAUGAAGGGGCUGACAAGUAGAUGGUGGAAUACGGAAUCUACGUAUUUCACUUACCGAGGAAUCCCAAAGGAUUGGCAACACUUUAAGACGGCAUUAUUGGAGAAGUACUAUCCCAACAGUGUGCGUGCUUUGAAGGAGCGUGAGUUUCAAUCUUUCAAACAAGGCAACAUGUCGGUGUCCGAAUAUGCUGAGAAAUUCGAAGACAUGGCUGCCUAUUCUAGACAAGCUGCCUAUGCUCCAGAUGAGUUGUGGAAGAUCGACCAGUUUCUUAUGGGGUUGAAUGCUGAUAUUAUGCACAGUGUGUCUCAAAGAGAGUUUACCACUUAUGCUGAGUGUUUGAGGCAAUGCUAUGUUGCUGAGAACACAUUGAAGAGGGUCCAGGAAGAAAGAAAACAGAACAGAUUAGUUCUUAGGGAACAAGGGAAAUCAGGACAGCACUUGAAACCCUGUACUCCUCCAUCGGCUAAGAAACAGACCUAUGGUGGUAACUCAGCUCUGCCUCCUUGGAAGGAUUGCCCUGUGCGAGAUGCUCCCGAAAAGACUUCAGAUCGUGUUUACACCUUGGACGCUAGGAAGGCCCAAGGAAACACUAAUCUUGUUGCUGGUACGUGUUAUGUUAAUAAUCAGCCCUUGUUUGUGUUAGUUGAUUGUGGAGUAACACAUUCUUUCGUUUCUUAUCAUUGUGUGCGGAGGCUUGGUUUUGAGACGAGUCUUCUUCCUAAUCCUAUGAUUAUCUCGUCGGCUACUGACGAUGUAGUCGAAGCUCGAGAAAUUUGUAGGGAUUAUGUUAUUUUCAAUGGUCGUAGAUUCUUGAUUGACCUCAUUUGUCUACCGCUUAAAAAGAUCGAUGUAGUAUUGGGUAUGGAUUGGUUGUCAGCUAACUCGGUGUACAUCGGUUGUAAAGAGAAGGCUAUCUUCAUUCCUGCUGAGGAGACUACAUCAACCGAGGCCAUUGAACGUCUUCUUGAAGAUACGGUUAACAUGAUCAAUUACCUUUUUGCUCAAGAGAAGUCUUUCCUUUUGGUUCUUACGUCGGACUCCAAGGACAAGAAGAGUGUAUUGGAGAUUCCGGUUGUGUGUGAAUUUUCCGAUGUAUUUCCUGAGGAUGUUACUUCUAUUCCGCCAGAAAGGGAAGUUGAAUUUUCUAUUGAUCUGGUUCCAGGUACCGUUCCAGUUUCGAUUACCCCUUACCGGAUGUCUCCUGCCAAAUUAAGGGAGUUGAAAAGUCAGCUAGAAGAGUUGACGAGAUACGGUCAUUAUGAGUUAUUGGUUAUGCCGUUCGGGGUAACCAAUGCUCCUGCUGUUUUUAUGGAUUACAUGAACCGAGUGUUUCAACCGUAUUUGGAUCAGUUCGUGGUAAUCUUCAUAGAUGACAUCUUGAUCUACUCUCGGACUAUCGACGAGCACAUGGAGCAUUUGAGGAUUGUGUUGUCGGUCCUUCGAGAAAAUCAGAUGUUUACAAAGUUUAGCAAGUGUGAGUUCUGGAUGUCUAAAGUCAAGUUUCUUGGACAUGUCAUAUCUGGCGGCGGCGUAGUUGUAGACCCUUCAAAAGUAGAAGCAGUAAUAAAUUGGGAACGACCCAAGAAUGCAACUGAGGUCCGUAGUUUCCUAGGCUUGGCAGGUUACUGUCGGAGGUUCAUUAUGGGCUUUUCCAAGUUGGCAUUACCUUUGACCAGGCUUACAAGGAAGGAGGUUUCGUUUAGUUGA